Molecule: messenger RNA, 666 nt
Organism: Manacus vitellinus (golden-collared manakin)
Lineage: Eukaryota; Metazoa; Chordata; Aves; Passeriformes; Pipridae
Product: keratin, type II cytoskeletal 75-like
Exons: 5
Biological process (GO): intermediate filament organization; keratinization
Cellular component (GO): keratin filament
Molecular function (GO): structural constituent of skin epidermis
Source: RefSeq, a predicted model, not a curated record
GUGCGAUUCCUGGAGCAGCAGAACCGAGUCCUGGAGACCAAGUGGAAGCUGCUGCAGGAGCAGGGGGGGUCUGGCCCGGGGGGCAGGAGCCUGGAGCUCAUCUUUGAGGCCUACGUCAGCUCGCUCCGCAGGCAGCUCGACUCCCUCUCCGCGGAGAAGCUCCAGCUGCAGGCCGAGCUCAAGAGCUCCCAGGACACAGUCGAGGAGUUCAAGACCAAGUACGAGGAGGAGAUCAACAAGCGCACGGCGGCCGAGAACGACUUCGUGCUCCUCAAGAAGGACGUGGACGGGGCCUACAUGGUGAAGGUGGAGCUCCAGGCAAAGGCGGAUUCCCUGCUGGACGAGAUCAACUUCCUCAAGUGCCUGUACGAGGCGGAGCUGUCCCAGGUGCAGAAGACGGUGUCGGACACCUCGGUGGUGCUUUCCAUGGACAACAACCGGAGCCUGGACCUCAACAGCAUCAUCGCCGAGGUGAAGGCGCAGUACGAGGACAUCGCCAACCGCAGCCGCGCCGAGGCAGAGGCCUGGUACCGGGGCAAGUACGAGGAGCUGCAGGUGAGCGCCGGCAAACACGGGGACAGCCUGAGGGACACCAAGGCCGAGAUCUCGGAGCUCAACCGGGUGAUCCAGAGGAUCCGCGCCGAGAUCGACGGCGUGAAGAAGCAG